This is a messenger RNA of Fragaria vesca subsp. vesca, 1426 nucleotides long. RefSeq lists its product as uncharacterized. The coding region runs from base 162 to 947 and encodes 261 amino acids. The transcript has 7 exons. Gene Ontology annotation, biological process: pectin metabolic process. NCBI's taxonomy places the organism in Eukaryota, Viridiplantae, Streptophyta, Magnoliopsida, Rosales, Rosaceae. Gene Ontology annotation, molecular function: methyltransferase activity. The record is from RefSeq and is a predicted model, not a curated record.
GUAGAAAUCGGUGUGUCCCAAGCUACGACUCUCUUCAACCUUCAGUAUUAGAAACUUAGUCUAAGCUCUCCAAAGUGUAAGACCAGCAGUCCAGCACAGAUCUGAAUCGGCCUUCCCCUAGAUCUCAUAUUCCACUUAAGGUCCAUUGCUAUUAUAUCAGCAUGUCCAGGAGGCCAGUCAAUCCUGCUAGGCGCAUUGGUGAUGGUGGAAGCAUCCCAUUUGUGGGUGCGGUGCAGGCCAAAGCGAGCUCAUCACCUGUACUGUCUGUAGCGCUUGUGCUUCUGGGUACAAUUCUUCUUGUCUGCUAUGCUUUUAGCGGGUCAGGUGGAGUGAGCAGUAAAGAGGCUGUGAUUAAACUUGAAGGUGGUGUUUCAUGUACACUCGAAGUUCAGAGAGCAAUACCUAUACUAAAGAAGGCAUAUGGUGAUAGCAUGCAUAAGGUAUUGCAUGUAGGCCCUGAAACAUGUUCAGUUGUAUCUAAAUUAUUAAAAGAGGAGGAGACUGAAGCCUGGGGUGUGGAACCAUAUGACUUGGAAGAUGUUGAUGGAAAUUGCAAGAGUCUUGUGAACAAAGGCAUUGUGCGUGCUGCUGAUAUAAAGUUUCCUCUUCCAUACCGGGCAAAAUCAUUUUCUCUGGUAAUAGUAUCAGAUGCAUUAGAUUACUUGUCUCCGAAGUACCUCAACAGAACUCUUCCAGAGUUAGCAAGGGUAUCUGCUGAUGGCGUAAUUAUUUUCUCUGGUUAUCCAGGUCAACAAAGAGCUAAAGUUGCAGAGCUAUCCAAAUUUGGCCGUCCAGCCAAAUUGCGAAGCUCAUCCUGGUGGAUAAGAUUUUUUGUUCAAACAAGCUUAGAAGAGAAUGAAUCAGCCUCGAAGAAGUUUGAACAGGCUGCAUUAAAGAGAUCUUAUAAGCCCGAAUGUCAGGUAUUCCACCUUAAGUCAUACCAUUGAGAAUCACAUCAUUGUAUCUUUCAUUGUAUCAGUUAUACCAUUGCACAAAAGGUAACUAUAUAUUUUGUGAAAUACGGAACCUCAUUAUGUGCUCCUUUAUGAGACGAGAUUUCUGAUAGAUGUGUACUAAGGAAUGAUUUCCCAAGAAUUGGGUACUGUCAUCACUUUGUAUUCUUUUAUACGAUGUAUUUGCCGCCCACAUUGCUGGUUCUUGUUGUUGCAAUGAUAGAUUUGUUAGAAUGUUCAGAUAUACAUUUGUUGAUUAUAUUGAUAAGACAGUCGUAUAUCGUUUUAGUGAUGCAAUCAAUUCUAUCUUUUGAUGCAUGCCCUCAGUGGAGAAGUCAAUUUCCACUAAAAUUAAAACUUAUUUUACCACGUUGAGGACCUUAUUUACGCCAUGACUGGAGGCUGUACCUGACGCCAUGGCCGGAGGCUUUACCUUAAUGUGUCAUAGAUCCACAUAGUAUUGAAAAGGGAAU